This is a messenger RNA of Pogonomyrmex barbatus (red harvester ant), 1147 nucleotides long. RefSeq lists its product as uncharacterized. NCBI's taxonomy places the organism in Eukaryota, Metazoa, Arthropoda, Insecta, Hymenoptera, Formicidae. The record is from RefSeq and is a predicted model, not a curated record.
UUCAUACACAUAACUACGCGCGCGCGCGCGCGAGCGACUACGCGUAUCGCCGGACGCAGUCGUGCGUUUUCUCGAGCCGAGAUGAUUUUCUGCGGUCGGUGCUUUCGUUUCGACUGGUCGCGGUGCUUUUUCUUCGGCCUGCUCCUUGCUCGCCGUGCCAUGCCGCGCUGUCGAUGGCCUCUCCUACUCGUAUGCCAUCGUAUACCGGGUGUUCCUUCGAGUCGCGACCAUCGCCGGACUUGAAACGCGAUUCCUCGUGUUAUUCGAUCCGAGAUGCGUUUCAUUUAAGGCUCUUGAAUCAUCGCAUCUUUGUUGUUCAUCAAAUAUAUUCAAGGACAAAUAAUACUUGCGAGUAUUUCAAAUGCCCAUGUGGAAUCUACCCUCCCCUCCCCAGUUCUUUCUACUUGACGCUUUGAUCUACGCCGAAUGUCAACUCUCCCACGUUUUCUCUCGGUCUACGAAUUUUCAAGGCAACCCCGGUGUGCUCGUUGUCUUUUAGCGGAUACCGCGCACGUAUUUCCGGAAGCACGGCGAGAGACACCCGCUGACAUUUACGUGAGGAAAACGCGGAGCGGCUACGCGACAAAAGCGACGUUGACGUUGACGUCGGGCACAAGGAGUCGCGGAGCGUGUCUACAUCAAAGCGGCCGCUUCCGAGCUCCACUUUGCCCUGCCCCAUUCGCCGCCGCCACCACCGCCGCCGCCGCCGCCGUCGCCGCCGUCGUCAUCGUCGUCGCCACCGCCGUCGACGUCUCCUCCGACCAUCACUACCACCACCACCAAGCUGCUUCUGUCUGUUUCACCGAACUACGUAUGCACCCUCGACAGAACGCGCAACCCGUGUAGCUGUACCGUGUCGUCUAUUAACACCUAUUAACAUCUGAAACGGGACACGGCAACUGGCACAGCCAUAGAUAAAGGUCCAGCACCGAGACGCGAAUAUCGCGACGACGAUGUGGUUAUUUGUUGACAAAUCGCGCACUUCGGAAUGAAGGAGAAUGUCUGGCCCCAUCGACAUAUAUUAUAUUGGUCGGAGCAUGUGACGAAAUUUUUUUGAUCCUCCGUCUCUUGACAAAUCUAGAAGAGAGAAGUAAAUGUACGUUUAUGGAUCUUUUUAGAUUUUUUUUAUUGGUUGAAUUUUUAUAUU